This is a messenger RNA of Stylonychia lemnae, 3717 nucleotides long. The record is from the annotation of a GenBank genome assembly. NCBI's taxonomy places the organism in Eukaryota, Ciliophora, Spirotrichea, Sporadotrichida, Oxytrichidae.
AUGAACGAGGAUGAGAUAUAGCCACUAAAAAAAGAAAAAAAGCUCUAAAAUUUCAAUGUCUUAUUUACUCCUUAGCUAAAACCAUCGAAAUAUCUUGAGAGCUUUAUCAUUGAAAAAGGGGGUCCAAGAAAAUUAACUGUCCAGCUUGAUAGAGUUGAUAAUUCUUCUAAAUCAUCUACCAAAAAGGUUCCUGACUAAGCUAAAGGGGGAUCUAACGAUAAGCAGAGUAUAAUUUCAUAUGAUAAAGAAAGCACAACUAGAUCAAUUAAAGAGCAAGGUUUGAGCAGACAUAAUUAAUAAUAAUAACCAUUCCAGCUUUAUUCACCUUAACCUCAAAGAAUGCUUAAUUUUAAGAAUGGACUUAAGCAGAUGAAUGUUCCUGGGCUGGAAAAUAACUUAUUAAGUCCUUAGACAUCUUAGCAUAAAUAGGAAGAGAAUAUGGAUCGUCGAAGAAUGAUGUUAUAAAAGUAAAGACCAGGAAGGCUUGAUAUGAAAUCAAUAGGAAGAGGAGGAAAAGCCACUGUGAUGAAUGUAUUAAAUUAGCCUAACUCCCCCAUGCUGCUCAGGUAGCUUUCCCCUAAAUCUGCUGGGUUCGCCCCAAUUCCAAUGUCUCCUAUGAGUGUUGAGAGUAGAGCAAAGCAUUAAAAAGUUGUCAAGAAACUAAUAUAAGAGGACGAUGUUAAAAAAUAAAAAUCUAGAAAGGAAAAAUACAGAAAGAAAAAUACAAUUCUCAAAAAUGCAGGAGGCUUUAUUCAAAGAAACACAAAAAAUAAAAAUUCAAUGAUUGGUAACAACAAAGAAAAUCAUGAAACAACAGAGAAUAGAGAUGAGGAAGAUGUAGAGCUAGAAAUAUUCAAAUAAUUUAUGGAGGCUAAUUAAAGAGAACCAAGUUGGGGUGUGACAUCGCCAGAUUCUUUGUUUAAGACUUUAUGGGAUAUUUUUAUGUUUGUUUGGAUCAUUUGGCAAGCAAUAUUCAUUCCAUAUAGACUUUGCUUCGACAUUCAAAUUAGUGAAGACGAUGCCAUUUCAAGCCUUGAAUAUUUUAUUGAUAUUUGCUUUGGGGUGGAUAUGAUCUUAUCUCUAAACACAGAUCUUUUUUUUGCACACACCAUGGCAUGCUUAUUUUGGAUGGUAGGGUCUAAUGGAUUAAGCUCCAAUUAUAUAUCAUGGAUAACGAAGAUAGGAUUAAAUGAUGCAGAUGUUAUGACUUAAUAUGUCAAUUCCUUAUAUUGGUCCAUAACAACAAUGGUUUCAGUAGGAUAUGGAGAUAUCUCAGCUCUUAAUGUAUAAGAAAGACUAUUCAGUAUGUUUGCUAUGAUUGUUGCUAAUGGAGUUUACGCCUUUACCAUUAGCAAUGUUGGUAAAAUAGUAUCAUAAUAUAAUGAAGCAGCUGUGCACUUUAGAGAAAAUAUGUUCUAUGUGGGAAAAUGGAUGAAGUAGCAUGAUCUUGGAAACGAAUUAAGAGUUUAAAUCAGAAGGUAUCUUGAGUUUUAGUGGGAUCUAAGAGAACAAAUGAAAAUUGAGGAGGAAGAUGUAAUGAAUUUACUUAACGAAGAUCUUAGAGAGAAACUUAUCUUGUACACUAAUGCUAAAUCCCUAAGAAAUCUAAGUUUUUGUAAUCAAUUUAAAUUGGAAUUCAUUACUGAUUUGGCUUUUCAAAUGAAAUCCUAAACUUUUGGAGUCGGUGAAAAUGUUAUUAUGGUAGAUAUAUUUAUUUUUAUAGAUUUUUAGGAAAAUGAAGAGGGAGAUAAGAUAUUCUUCAUCACUAGAGGGAAGGUUUGUGUGCUGCACAGAAAGACUCAUACAUAUCUUGAUGAUUUGACAGUAAUUGAUAUCAUAUAAAAAUAUUAGAUAGAUGAUUACUUUGGAGAGAUUAGCUUUUUUACUGAGUAACCUAGGACAACGAAUGUUAAAUCCUUGAAAGUUAAGCUAUCAAACAAUUCUUUAAGGUCACCAGUUGGAAAAUAGUACUUGAGUACCUAAGAAUAAAUGGAAAUGAGAGACGUAGAGUUACUAGUAGACAGAGAAGAAAACAAAGAUAAGUCUUUGGUGAACACGAUGUAAACUCUAAAGCAGAAAUCACUUCUAGGUGAUGAUCUUAUGAAGGAAUUUUAUAAGGAUGCUGGAUACAACUAUCAGCCUUAUUAAAAUUCUUUUGUGACUGAAUUAAAUUCAGAGGAGUUAGUUGAUGAUAGUUCCGAAAAUUAUAAAUCAAGGAGCAACACAUAAAAUUCUCAUCAAAGAAGGUCAUAGAUGAAAAUGCCAUAUAAAGUAGUUGAGCUUGAUACCAAUAAAAGCAUAAAAAAAUCAAUUUUAGGGAAAGCUUCUUUAAGACUUUAGAAAAAUAAGCAGUACUACGAGUCAUCUAGUGACGAAGAAUCAGUAUAAUCAAAGAAAAGUGCUAGGUCAAGGAACACUAAAGAAAACCUAAGUGCAACAAUUAGAAAUUAAAAAAGUACUGAUAAAAUAGUUCAGUAAAAAUCUCAGGUAGUAAAAGAAGUCAUAGAUAAUUUUGAUGAUAAUCGCAUAUAUUUUCAUCCUGAAUCAAGCAAUAUCAAGCCAUUUGAAAAAGAUUUUAAUGAAAGUUACCCAGAUGUAGAAACAAUUUUAGAGGCUGAAGAAUAUGAAGAGGAAACACCAUAUAAUAAGUAGAUAGUUUCAAUUAGAAACAAUCUUCGAAGGUAACUACAAGCUAAGAAAUAUGAUGAUACUACUGACUCAAUGAGAGCAGAUAGUAUAAUUUCACAAUCAGAUAGCAUGUCAAUGCAAAACUAAAGUUCUCAUCAAAUAAACAACGGCAAUAAUAACUCAUCGCUGAGCGUCGGUAGUGGGCAUAAAAAUCUUAGUUCAAAGUUUCUGUAAUUUGCCAAGUUAGACCUUGGAAAGAAAAUUUUUAAAACAAGUACUGUUAGGUUAGAUAUUAUUGAUGAAAUUCCAAAGAACAUAGGUUAGUAAUCAACCAAUUCUCAUCUUAAUAAAUCUAUUAUUGAGGAACUUGAAUUUGAUGAUAGCAACAAAAAUGACCAAAUUUAAGCUGACAAGUUUGGCUAUAUUUAAUCAUUUAGAGGUGAAAAAAUAUUAACUUACAAUCCAAUCGAAGAAGAGGAUAAUAGCGUUUCAGAUGUUAACACUUAUAAAGAUAAUGUAACAGCUAGGACUACUGGUGAAUAGAUACUAAGCAAGGAAGUAACCGAUUCGUAAUCAUUAAACAACAAAAAUUCUAUUGAAAGACUUGAGUAUUUUAAUAAUCUGGAAUAAAUUGUCAUGCAAGAGAUAAAAGAAGGCUUUAUGGAUGAUUAAGAAGAUUACUCUUAAUAUUACUUAGAAGAAGGUGAGAUGAGUGAGCUUGAAGUAGAAGACCUUGAUGCUACGAAUAAAUAAGCUGAUCAUUUACAAGAAAAUGGUCAUGAUUUCAGCUUCAACGAAUUUCAGUUUUAAGGAGAUGAUCCAUCGAUUGAUACCGUUUAAGAAAACAUUAUUGUUAGAGAGUUUGAAAGAUUAGAAAUGGGUUUGAAUUAUGGUGAUGAUAGUAGUAAUACUUAGAAUGAAAAUAACUGGGAUAGUAGUAACAAUAAUAGUAGUAUAUAACAUCAAUAAAAUUAAGAUGAUAGUGGGUAUUCCUCCUUGAAUCCUAGGUCUGAUAGCGAAUAAAAAGAUAGCUUAGACUAAAGUAAUAAUUAGGACAGCAGCAUCAAUUAAUUACAAGAUGAUAGAUGA